UAUUAAUUUCCACUUCCCAAUACUAUAACAAUAAACAAUUCCUUAAGCUACACAGAAUAAUCAUUUCAAUACCAAAGAGAGAAAUAAAGAGAAUAAGACCAUCACUUUCUUAUUCUGCACUCUUCUUUUCUUUCUCCAUUUGUGAGAAUAUAUUACUACUAUUUUUUUUUUCAGGAGAAAAAAAAAUUAGCCAAAAAAAGAAAUGGGAAGAGGAAGGGUACAGUUGAAGAGAAUUGAGAACAAAAUUAAUAGACAAGUUACUUUCUCAAAACGUCGAUCUGGUUUGCUUAAGAAAGCUCAUGAGAUUUCUGUGCUUUGUGAUGCUGAUGUUGGUUUGAUUGUUUUUUCUACUAAAGGCAAACUCUUUGAAUAUGCCACUGAUUCUUGCAUGGAGAGGAUCCUUGAAAGAUAUGAAAGAUACUCAUAUGCUGAGAGGCAGCCUGUUGCUAAUACUGAUCAUAGCUCCCCGGGAAGCUGGACUCUGGAACAUGCAAAACUUAAGGCUAGACUUGAGGUUUUGCAGAGAAACCAAAGGUACACAUAAUUAUAUUGAUCUCUAAACGAAUUUUAUGUAACAUAUACAUUGCCCUUGGUAGAAACAUUACAACAAUAACAUAUCCUGUGUAAUCUUACAUGUGGGGUCUGGGAAGGGUAAUGUUAGAAUAUACUAUAAGCCAUGCGUAUUGUUAUAGUAUUCUUUAUGAAUAAU
Messenger RNA from Nicotiana tabacum (common tobacco), 709 nucleotides. Lineage: Eukaryota; Viridiplantae; Streptophyta; Magnoliopsida; Solanales; Solanaceae. The record is from RefSeq and is a predicted model, not a curated record.